AUCCAUUUAAAUAGCAUAUCUAAAAACGGUGUUGUUCGUUGCUUCAGAAGUUGCAAGGCCUACUAUACCGUAUCAACAUGGAAACCAUUUUUAAGUGCAUGGUGGUACUACUCCUGACUAAGGGUGCAACAUCAAUGGAUCCAUUAGAAGAACUAGUUGGUGCAUUAGAAAUGGGAACCUUGGACGGAAUUGAAAGAGCAAGAAAAGCACUUGAUCAUUUGAUAGCCUUUGCGAAGAGUACGACUGACUUCGUCAAUACAACUACUGACGCAGGAGCAAUACAAGACCUGAUUGGAUCAUUGAGAGGGGGAACGAUGCAAGGAGUAAUGCGACUUAUCAGUUAUGUUAUAGGGAAUCUCGAUGGCAACAACGCUCUGACAAUGGAAGAGAACACAAUAGCUAAACAGGGCGUCCGCCUCUUAAUCGACUUCGGAUUAAACAUACUGGCAAAAUGGCUUGAAGUACAGCCACACUAUCCGUUAUUUGGGAACUCAUCUGCAAUUUUUAGAGACUACAUCCUAAGGAAUAAGAAUAAUAUACUGACUGUUAUCGAUAAUUCUUGCAUACCGCUAGAAUUGAUAGGAUCAACCGUAGACACGCUAUUCAGACUAGUUCCAGCAGUAACAAUCCAAAACCUUCAAAAAAACGGUAGUACCAAAUGAGAAACCCAGGGAACUGAACAAGCUGCUACUUCCUGUUCAAACUUACAAAAAUAGGCAUAUAGUAUAAUACAAUAUGGUUUUUAUCUAUAUCUGCUAUGCUAUGCAUUUUACUACGGAAUUGGAAAAUCUGACGGAGAGUUAAUUUUAGUGUUGGCAAUACAUUAGGUAGGCAUCUGUAAGCAACACGAAUAUGUACAAAGGAUGGAGUAAUGUUCUUGUUUAUCAUGAUUAAAUAAUAACGUAAAUGAUUUCCGCACUGGUUACCGUCAACCUGAGGAAGUAUGCUGACAUGUGCAAAUUCGUGUAUUUCACGGUGACUAAAGGCCGUAUCGUCAGUCGUUUCCACAAUUGUAGGACACCGUUAUGGCCUUCUCGAUUUUCAUAGUACUUUCGCACCUUCAGAAAGGCAGGGGUAUUUCCAGAUUUCUACUGUUCCGUGUCAGCGUCUGCGCUCGCCUAUUGUAAGGUUAUGUUUUCUUGUUGAAUUGUAUGAAAUUUCAGGCUGAUAAAACGGAUGAUAAAAAUCAAAAGCAUGAACAGUUUGCUGCCAAUAGGCAGGAAAAACUAUGAAAAUCAAGGAGGCGACAAUUGUAGGAACGACUGACGAUACGGCCCUAAUAUAGAGCUUUACCUCUUGCCAAACAGGUAUUUCAUUACCCGACACGUGUUUCGCUAUGUUAGACUCUUGGGAGGAAGGUUAAAACUAAUAUCUACAGUAUAUUCAGAUAAGAGAUAGACCGAUAAACAAGACCACGUGAUCAUCGAACGCUGUAACAUUCGGCAGGGACGUAUUAAGAGUCACGCAGUACAUAUUUUAGAUAGUAGAUGCUGCUUUGCGUAACUUUGUAGUAAAUUAGCACAAUUCGAUGUGUAUACGAUUGGUGAUGGAUAUAGGAUCAUGUGGGGGUGGGGUAAGAAAUAUAUAAUGAUGUAAAUAUACAUAAGGGUUUCAAAAUUUUCGCUUCGAUUUCCAGCUUCGGAUGCCGCCUGAUGUUUGGUGAAAUACAGUCGAAUAUAAUCUCAAAAUGGCGUUUAAAUUAGCCUAAAUUAAAAAUAAUCGUAUAUCUCUUAAAAUUGCUUUUAGAAUAUUGAUUAGUAUAUUUUUUGAUUUCUAGGUAAAUAUGUAACCAAAUUAAAACGUUUAAAACGUAAAAAAAUGUGCAUGGUUGAACAUUGUCAGAAAGUAGAUUCUUGAAUAGGUUUUGCCAAAAUGGGUUCAAAAAUGUCAAUAAUUAAUUAAAAAAUACAGUAGCUUUAUAAUUACUUAUAACUUACCGAAUUUGAUGAACGACAUCUUUUAUUGGAAAGAUGAGCUUGAUGAGCUUUCAUCAUCGCUACUGCCUGAAGCACCAACGUCAAUAAUGAAUGGCUCGACUUGUUCCUCUAAAAUAUUGUCCAGUUCCCACAUUCUCUUUUCAACUUUGUCUUUCACGUGCUUAAUACAGUUUUCCCAUUUUUGCGCUGUUAUUAAUUCUAGUGCUUCUUUGAAAAGUCCUUUGAGGUCACAAAAUUUAAAAGUUGUAUUGUGCUUAGCUGUAUAAUUUUUAACCUCUGCCCAUAUGAGCUCAAUGGGAUUGAGCUCGCAAUGGUAUGGAGGUAAAUGGAGUACAGUUUUAUUUUGACUUGCUGCCAUUUCGUAUUUUUGAUAUUCCGCCUUGUGAUCCUUGACAAUUCUUAAUAAUUGUACUUUCAGCAUUGCUUCUUCAAAAUUGAUAUUUUUCGAGCGGAGCCAAUUUUGAACAUCAACUUUCCUUGAAGCCGUUGUUGGGACCUUCUCCAUUCUUCGAGAAUGAUAAGGCGCAUUAUCCAACACAAUUACUGCGUUUUCCUCUAAGUUCGGUAAAAUUUUUGAAAACCACUGUUCAAACGAUUCGCCAUUCAUUUCCUCGUGGUAAUCUCCAGUUUUCUUAGACUCAAAGCACCACAGACCGUCAACAACAAAUCCAUCCUCACUGCCAAUAUGGCAGAUAAUGAGCCUUUUCCCUUUACCUGGAAAUCGAAGUACUAACUGGUGUAGAUUUAUUUCAAUAAGCGAACCUUUUUCAAAUGUUUUCAUCACAUUCAGCGAAAAAACAUUGAGACAUGAGUAUCAGAUUGCUAUAAUUGGGAUUAUUUAAUCAUAUUGAAAGAAAGAAUAUUGAACGUCGUAUGAUUACUCAGCGCUUCACAAUUCAAUUUAAAGUUAUAAACCUUUAAAAAAUGAAUGAUCAGGAACCUGAAAUACGCGCAAAUAUUAAUAUUAACAAAUUAUAACUUUAUAAAGCUUAAAGUAUGAAUUAAAAUGAUUAGAAAUAUUAGGAACGGAACACAAUAUAAAACUUAGUAACUUUUUUUAAGUUUAUAAUAUUCGACAUAUUUUAAGAUUAUAUUAAAAAAUUAUUGAAAUAUCGAAAACACAUAAAAACAUGGCUUAAAAAAGUUCUAACAAAUUAAAAUGACAAUAAAACAUCCACGCAUUUUAUCGAAAGUUAUAAAAGUUUUGUUACUUGUAAUAUGUUUUAUCUGCCCCCUGGAAUUAAUGUUUAGAACCUUGUUCCCAAGGUUUGAAAAACAUCCGAUUGUUGUCUAUUACUCGUAUUUACCUGCUGGAUUUUUUAAUCCGGUGGACAGUCCAUCUAGAAAGGCCCUCCUGGAUGAAGUUACAGAAUCAUCAACCCAUACUUUACUUGUAGUGUGUCCUGCGUUUACCCACGUUUCAUCAAGGUAAUAAAUCUUCCUGUUUUGAUUUCUAUAUUUCCCAAUUUUUGUUAAAUAAUCCCUCCUCCAUAGCACAAUUUCUUCUCUAUCCAGUAGUAAACUAUUACGACCCCGUUUUUUCCAUUUGAAAUUUAAAUGCUUCAGUAACGCAUGGAAAGUUGAUCGUUUGAAAUUUGGCAACGUUGUAUCUCCAUUUACCUCCUGCAGUACUUUAUCUAUAGUAGGUGUUUCAUUCCUAAAGAAGAAUUCAUGCACUUUCCUCCUAAUCGCAUGCUUAUCAGCUUCAUCCAAUGAUUUAACAAUGCUUUUGCGAUGUUUACUGGUCAUUGGCUCAGAAAAGGUGUGACUUUUUUUGUAUUGUCUUAACACAUUAAACACUGAUGCGCGACACACCCCAACUUUGUGAGAAACCUUCACAACAAUUUCUUUGAUGGUUGAUGCCUCGUUCUCCUCGCGCUCGAUCUUAUAUAUAUUCAAAAUGACCUCUUUCAUUUCUGCACUCAGGUGUCUUUUUUUAGAGCGUUUCCUAGGUGGACUACAGGAGUUUACAACUUCAUCGGCAGUAUCUGUACUACUGGGCAUUUUGCGCAAGCAGUUGAUAACAAUAACAAUCAAUAACAAGGUAUAACAAUAACAACGACAAACUCAACAACUUAAUAAGAUAACAAACGAAAACGUCCAAAGAAAUAUCAAAUUGCAAUGAUGCACACGACAUACGUAACACGUCUGAACCUGAAUGUGACUCUGCCUUGAUACGACUGCUCUGCCGCUCGGCAUAGGCAUUUAAUUGCGGAUUGACCAAUGAGGGCUCGUGUUUUACGUCGAGACGGCGGCGUUAGCGUGAAAAUCACCCGAACCUUUUGUUUACAUCCGGUCUAUCUCUUAUCUGAAUAUACUGUAGUGGUGGUUGACGAUCGCACUAGUUCAAUCGUAAGACUCAUGAUUGAACUAUAAAAACUAGUUCAUGAUUCAUUGAAAAACAGGUUCACUCGUUCAGUACGAAUGACUGCUAUUACAGGAUCCCGAUGAUCCAGUCGAACAAAGAAACAACAAUUCGAUGUAUUUCUAAGCGGUGACCCAUCCAAAUACUAACCGCAUUCAACGCUGCUCAACUCCGAUGGUCGGCGUGGGUAUUAAAACUGACAUUUCAUCGUUUUUUGACAUUUCUUGUUUUUUUGUGAUAUAACGUAGCUUUUCUGUUGUACACUUGCUGUGAGCUCGUUUUGUAGUUGUACCUGUUGCUUAAACGUCAGCGAAUAGCCAUCAUUUUCGAGCAAACGUGGAAUGAACUAUUUGCACACUAAAAACCUAGUCUGCAAGAUGACAUUUCGACGGUUUAUUUUCUGGCGUUUUUUAUGUUUUUUACAUAAAAUUUGUGCCGAUGAAGGGUUGCGACGCGGCGCUUUCAUCGCCAUUAUUCCUGAGUAAAAUAGUUCGUUCGGGAACUAGUUCGUUUUAGUGAGCGUGAUCUACUGAGCUAGUUCACCGAAAUAAAAUAGAAAGCACAUUAUUACUAAUAUCCUAAUCUAAGUACUGCCUUAUGCACUGAGAACCCAACUGGUCUGACGGCUCAAGGUCAAUGUGUACGAGAGAGAAGUGUGUAUAGACACAUAUGUUAGAAAGAGAUAGAAACCAGCUGAAUGAAGAAGCUCAUCACCGCGUUGCCUAGCUACGCUGACGCGUCAAACCGCAGCGUUGCCAAUAUAGAUGCAUGUUGAAAAUAUGCGUUGGUUGAUUCUCUAUGCCCAAAUAAUGGUUUCAUUUUGGGAGUACACAUUUUUGAAUUCUGAAUUGUGUAUAAUCUGUUUAGGAAAUUCUGCAACGUAUCAUAGAUGGAUUUAUGUGAUAUUUAUACAGGGUGACUUUGAAGUUGAGUCAUUAAUUUUCAGAUAAUGAUUGUAGAAGGAAGAUAAACCAAAAUAUGUGUGUAAAAAUUAAAAAAAAAAUUAAAAAAAAUGUUACCUUGUUUUAUAAAAUAUCCUCCCGACAAGUAUUUCAGUGCGGACCUGUAUUUGAUCGUGCGGUCUUGGAGCACAUACCCUCCCGUGUGAGGACUUAAGUCACCUGAUUCACGAGCCCUUUGUACUACAUUAACAAAGGCACUAGGGGUUGGUUGCACUCGAUUGGGAAACCGAUCCGCAUAAAUCCGUGUUGCCGUAGCAGCAUUUUGUAAAAUCAGAAUCAUGUCCACAAGUUCAGCAUUUUCGUAAACAUGUGCCAUUUUUUAUUUCGUUUGAGCCACGCAGAAACACCACUCACGCGUUACCGACUGACAUAUCGAAUGAAUACAACUGAAUAAAAUAAAUGAAUAAAACAUCGUGAUAAGCGUUUCAAAUUCUUUCGCUUUUUUGUUUCCGAUUAUAUCCGUUGUUGCCAAACACAAGCACAUAUUAUUAUUGAGACAGGGCGGUACUCAAACUUCUAAACUUAAUUUUACCACAAAAAUGUUAAAGGAAAAAACAUUUCUUUUGAUCAGAUCUACUCACUGUUAAAAUAAAUGACUCAACUUCGAAGUCACCCCUAAUACUACUAUUUAGUUGGUACAGUACUAGAAUUUACG
Messenger RNA from Acanthoscelides obtectus, 5919 nucleotides. The record is from the annotation of a GenBank genome assembly. Lineage: Eukaryota; Metazoa; Arthropoda; Insecta; Coleoptera; Chrysomelidae.